AUGACAGAUCAACUUCAGACACAAUCAGCUCGCAUGGAAACCGGUCUGUAUUCACCACCACAGUUUGAAGGCAAUCGUAAACUUAAAAGAUUGACUAUAGAUGAUCCUAUACUGUUCACACCGCCAUCUCCCCCAAUCUCUUCUUCUCCCAAGUUUGAUGGUAAUCAAAGCCGUAAAAAAUUAACUGUAGAUAGAUCAAUAACGUUUACACCUCCGUCUCCCGCAGUCUCAAAUUCUCCGAAGUUUAAAAGUAAUCAAAGCCUCAAAAAAUUGACCCUCGAUGGUCCCCUAACCUUUUCACCUUUGACACCCAUUUCCCCUUAUGCCGAAGAAGAGCAGACGGAGACAAGCGGAGAUGCCAGAGAUACAUCAACGAAACAACGCUUAAAGCCUCUUGUCUGUGAUAUAUUUGGAAGUGACUCGCCUGGUUCCUCUAGUGAAGAGGAGUCUCCUCCAUCACCGUACAGGGGAAAAUGUGGCGGUAUCAAACCCCCGUGCUUCAAGUUAAGUGCACACUUCGGAGAAGAACCAUCGAGUUCUGGAAUAUUACAAAACGUCAACGGUAGAGAGUUUCAGCAUUUCAUCAACAAGCAGACGAUUGCUGUGGUCAUGUUUUACGACAGCACUAAGAAUACUCUAGACACACUUAAAGUCUGGGCCAGAGAGUCUCUAAAGCAGAAAACCCUGGUUCCGGACCGGGCCUACGGGUCUGUCGACUGCGCCACGGAAACAGAGCUGUGUGCCCGCGAACACAUCGCUUCCUAUCCGCUCUACAAAAUCUAUGCUGGAGGCUACCCGGUCAGUUCCGCGAAACAUUUCAAGCUGUUGAAUUUAGAUUAA
This is a messenger RNA of Candidula unifasciata, 840 nucleotides long. NCBI's taxonomy places the organism in Eukaryota, Metazoa, Mollusca, Gastropoda, Stylommatophora, Geomitridae. The record is from the annotation of a GenBank genome assembly.